AUGAUUCGAACAAUCUUAACAACAGCAGCAAUUUCUCUUCUUUUGCUAACUAAUUACUAUCAAACACAAUCCUAACCACUCACUGAGUUUGAAAUUUGGUAAUAGAAGCAUCAGAAGAUGUACAUUGGUGAAGAAAGAAUCUAUAGAGAAGCUGUUUAUUAGACUAAUAAACAAAAGAUUGAAAGUCACAAUAAGUAAUAGGAAAGAACUUAUGAUAUGGGAGAAAAUCAAUUUAUGACAUUGACUUAAGAUGAAUUUAUAUCAUUAUAUUUGACUCAAGUGGAUGCUCCAGAAUUAGAAUUUGAAGAAGAAAGAGAACAAGUUUUUGAUGGAGCUGAACCACUUAAAUUUGUCGACUGGAGUUCCUAUAGUACUAUUAAGUCCUAAGGACAAUGCGGAUCAGGUUGGGCUUUCUCUGUCAGUAAUUCCAUUGAGGCUUGGUAUGGCAUUAGAGGAGGAAGAAAUAUCUCAGCCUCAACUCAAUAAUUGAUCGACUGUGACACCUAUUCAAAGGGUUGUUACUCAGGAACCAACUAUAAUGCUAUGCACUAUGCUUAAUAAAUAGGACUGAUGAAUUCUAUGAGUUAUCCAUACGUUGCGUAAUAAUAAGGAUGUAGAUACAACAGAGGAGAAUUCAGAAUCAAUACUUAUAAUUUUGUAGGAAAUUAAUAGCAAACUUUGUAAAAUUAUUUAUAAUAUUAUCCUGUCUCAGUCGGUGUUGAUGCCCUCAAUUGGCAAUUCUAUUCAAAUGGUACUUUUGCUGACUGUGGUCAAAAUAUAAACCAUUAUGUUUUAGCUGUUGGAUUUGAUUUUGGAUAUAAUUGGUUAAUUUAGAAUUCAUGGGGUUACGGUUGGGGAGAAAAUGGAUCCAUCAGAUUAUCACCAGGAAACACCUGCGGUAUACUCAAUUAAGCAUAUUAGAUUGCUUGAGUAUAAAUAUCAUAUUAUAAUAAUCACAUCAUUCUAAACAUAAAUAGAUAGUCCAUAAAAUCUUAACUUUCUUUGA
This is a messenger RNA of Paramecium octaurelia, 1006 nucleotides long. NCBI's taxonomy places the organism in Eukaryota, Ciliophora, Oligohymenophorea, Peniculida, Parameciidae. The record is from the annotation of a GenBank genome assembly.